AUCAUGGCUGACGAUGAAGAUGUCGAGACCGCCUUGAUACCAAGUCUCUACAAGCCACCCGCCUUGCUGCCAAUUGCGCAACUCAAAGACCAGUUGCUCUACACCAUAGAGACAUAUCCCGUGACUAUUGUCGUGGGUGAGACGGGAAGUGGCAAAACAACACAAAUACCAAAAUUCUUGCUCGAAGCAGGCUGGUGCAAUGGUGGCCAACAGAUAGCAAUCACACAGCCCCGGAGGAUAGCAUGCACGAGCGUCGCAGCAAGAGUAGCAGAAGAGCUGGGCACGCCACUGGGUCAGAAGGUUGGAUACAGUAUUCGGUUUGAAGAUGUUACCUCGGCAGCGACGCAAAUCAAGUUCGUUACAGACGGGCUACUGCUACGCGAAAUGCUCGUCGAUCCACUGCUUUCACGCUAUUCUGUUAUCAUGGUAGAUGAAGCACACGAACGCAGCCUAUCGUCGGAUAUACUGCUGAGCGUGCUGAAGAAAGUGUUGAGAAAAAGAGAAGACUUGAGAGUGGUUGUGAGCAGUGCAACCUUAGAAGCCGAGCGAUUUCUUGACUUUUUCAAUCCUGAUGAACAAGAAAAGGUCCACGGCAAGAGCAAGGAAGAGUUUGGCUACAUUAUUGGUAUUGAAGGGCGAACGUAUCCGGUCGAAAUCCAGUAUCUCCAAGAACCAACCAACAAUUACGUCGAGGCCGCCGUGGAUACAGUCAUGAAGAUCCACGAGCACGAAAACGAGGGCGAUAUUCUUGUGUUCCUGACCGGAAGAGAGGAAAUAGAUGACGCAAUCGACAAACUUGGAGACCAUAUUGCUGAGAUGUCGUCGUCGCAACAAAGGCUCAUGCCUCUUCCACUCUAUGCCGGUCUUCCCACAGAGGACCAAAACCUCAUCUUCACCAAGCCACCACCAGAUACACGAAGAGUGGUCUUUAGUACCAACAUUGCGGAAGCCUCCUUGACGAUUGACGGUAUCGUUUUUGUGGUAGACACGGGCUAUGUCAAACUCCGCGCCUACAAUGCGCACCUGGGCAUUGAAAACCUCGCCGUCGUUCCUGUAUCAAAAGCCAGCGCGACACAAAGAGCCGGACGCGCGGGACGAACCAGGCCUGGAAAAUGCUUCAGGCUAUACACCGAAGCCGUGUAUGAGGGGUUGGAGGAGGCCACAUUCCCCGAGCUCGCCCGCUCAAACCUGGCGCCAGUCAUCCUCCAACUUCUAAACCUCGGCAUUACAAACGUGGUCCGCUUCGACUACCUCUCUCCACCACCCUCCGCACUCGUGACACGUGCUCUCGAUCUUCUGUAUUCCCUCGGCGCCCUGGACGCCCACGCGCGCCUGACAAAACCCCUGGGCACGCGCAUGGCAGAGCUUCCCCUCGAGCCGAUGCUUGCCCGUGCUCUGCUCAAGGCCGCGGAACCUGAGUUUGGGUGCCUGAGUGAAAUGUUAACAAUAGCAGCUAUGAUGACGCUUCAGGGAAAUACAUUUGUAUCCCAUGACGGAGGCAAGAAGCAGUUGGAUGCGGCGAGACGACGAUUUGCAGUCGAGGAGGGUGAUCACCUCACAUUGUACAAUGUGUAUGAGGCUUUUAUGAAAUCAGGAAUGGGUAAUACGUCGUGGUGCCAUUCCAACAACCUAAACCACAAGGCACUUGUCAAGGCAGUGAGUGUGCGCAAACAACUAGCAGCUUACCUGGACCGUUUCGGCGUCAAGGAAAACGUGCUCGCAUCAUCCGGCGUGCUGAGGGUGGGCGGUAUUCCAAUGGCUGAACGAGUAAGGCGCUGUCUUACCUCUGGCUUCUUCGCACACGCAGCGAGAAUGAAGGCAGGCGGCAGUUUUACCACAGUUGAUGGGAAGACGACGCUCUGGGCGCACCCGUCCUCUGUGUUUUUCACGAGAAAGGCAGACUGGGUCAUCUACACCGAGAUACAGUCUACACGAGACAAAAUCUACAUUCGCGAUCUGAGCAAGGUGGACAUGGACUGGUUGACCGAGUACGCGCCCGAGUAUUACAAGAUCAAAAAUGGAGGCAGAUAG
This is a messenger RNA of Exserohilum turcica Et28A, 2031 nucleotides long. RefSeq lists its product as uncharacterized. Gene Ontology annotation, molecular function: RNA binding; ATP binding. Bases 4 to 2031 code for a protein of 675 amino acids. Gene Ontology annotation, cellular component: catalytic step 2 spliceosome; intracellular anatomical structure. Lineage: Eukaryota; Fungi; Ascomycota; Dothideomycetes; Pleosporales; Pleosporaceae. The record is from RefSeq and is a predicted model, not a curated record. The transcript is spliced from 2 exons.